UUAACUUGCAAGUGUUCUUCUCUACUUCUUCUCUUGCAACUCUCUCUCUCUUUCAUCUUCUUCUCCAUAAAUCAAAGAAAUGGAGGGGAAAUUAGGAAGCUUUGGGAGUUUCAUUCAAAGAUGUAAGCCAUAUAUAGCUAUGAUUUCUCUCCAGUUUGGUUAUGCUGGAAUGAAUAUCAUCACCAAAGUGUCCCUAAACAGAGGCAUGAGUCACUAUGUCCUUGUUGUUUAUCGGCAUGCCUUUGCCACUGCCGCCAUUGCUCCCUUUGCACUUGUACUGGAGAGGAAAGUGAGGCCUAAGAUUACAUUCCCAAUUUUCAUGCAAAUAUUUGUUCUUGGUCUUCUUGGUCCUGUGAUUGAUCAGAACUUCUACUACGCCGGACUCAAAUUCACAUCGCCCACCUUUUCUUGCGCCAUGAGUAACAUGUUGCCUGCAAUGACAUUUGUCAUGGCAGUUCUCUGCAGGAUGGAGAUUUUGGACAUGAAAAAAUUGAGAUGUCAAGCGAAGGUAGUGGGAACGGUAGUGACGGUGGGUGGAGCUAUGUUGAUGACACUGUACAAGGGUGAAGUGAUCAAUUUCUUUUGGUCUCAACACAUCCAUGUUCACAGUUCCUCUUCUCCUGACACCACUGGUUCUGCUGAUAAAGACUGGCUUAAGGGCUCAAUUCUCCUCAUAAUUGCGACUUUUGCUUGGGCUUCCUUCUUCAUUCUUCAGGCAGUGACUAUGAAGAGAUACUCUGCUCAUCUUUCACUCACAUCACUUGUGUGUUUCAUGGGGACUCUGCAAUCCAUUGCUGUCACAUUUGUUAUGGAACACAAGCCCAAUGCUUGGGCUAUUGGGUGGGACAUGAACCUUCUUGCUGCUGCCUAUGCAGGCAUAGUGUCAUCAAGCAUUGCUUACUAUGUUCAAGGGCUGGUGAUGCAGAAAAGAGGACCUGUUUUUGUCACAGCUUUUAGUCCUCUAAUGAUGAUCAUUGUGGCAAUUAUGGGAUCCUUCAUUUUGGCUGAAAAGAUCUAUGUUGGAGGGGUUCUUGGUGCUGCACUGAUUGUGGUUGGGCUAUACUCCGUUUUGUGGGGAAAGUAUAAGGAAUACCAAGAAAAAGAAGCAGAGACAAUCCCUGAACCAAUAAAGUGCAAUGGAGAGCAUGGAAAUACAACAACAAUGGCUACUAUCAUGGAAGUAGAUGAUAUUGAGAUGCAAAGAAGUAAAGAAACAGGUGUGGUUGCUGUUAGUGCUCCAAUGCCACAGCCACCCAUGAUUGCUAGGGAAGCACCAAAACCCUAGGAAAACUCAGUUUAGUUCAGCAGAGAACUCGAUAGAAAAUAAUAUAUGUGGUAAUUUAAGGUGUGAAACUGAAUGGCUGGAAAUAGGGGGUUUUUUUUUCUUUUUUUUUGUAAUUCAGUUCUCAUUAAUUUCUCUCUUUCUUUUCUUUUCUUUUCUUUUUUCUUUUUUUAAAUGGGAGAGUAUGAUUAUGACUCCAUGAGCCUUGUAAUGUUUUCAAGUAAUUUUAUGAAAAGGAAAUGAGAGAAUAUAGAAUCUCUUUCUAAUUUCUUUCUCCUUCUCUGUUUUGGGUUUCCAAUUGCUGUGCAUGUUAAUUUUGAACAAUUUAAUAAUUUGAUG
Molecule: messenger RNA, 1621 nt
Organism: Tripterygium wilfordii
Lineage: Eukaryota; Viridiplantae; Streptophyta; Magnoliopsida; Celastrales; Celastraceae
Product: WAT1-related protein At5g07050-like
Exons: 5
Coding region: 80-1285 (401 amino acids)
Cellular component (GO): plasma membrane
Molecular function (GO): transmembrane transporter activity
Source: RefSeq, a predicted model, not a curated record